UCUCUACACUCCACCCUCCUGUUCCCCUCAGACAGAUGAAGGCGUGUGUGUGCUGUCUUUGGAUCCAGAGUGAAGUGACAGGAAUACUGUAAGAAGUCCUCUCUGGUCACUGGUUCAGCAAUAAGAGCCUGGCCAUCAGACAUGGUUGGUGGCAGGAGAUCCUUACUGUGCGCUCCUCUGACUGGGAGUUCAGGGUCAGUAGGCCUUUAGCCUGUAUGCUCUGGAUCAUCUGGACAUUUGUCUGUAGCUGGCCCGUGGCAUCGACCAUGGUGUGAUUUCUACCUAUAAGUUCACCGUGUGCUUUUAAAUGAGUGUCACAGUAGGCCUAUGACUUCAAACACUCCAAACAGGACUUGACAGCUUUUAGUUUUCUCCUGGUGCAAACGUCACAGGCCACAUCUCCAGGUCCAGCAGCACAUUCCGCAGGAGCUGCAGUUUGUAUUCUGCUCGCCUCUUCCUCAUUUGAUCCACGAGCUCUGUUCUUUAAAACGGGUCUCGGAGAGAAAGUCUGUCGGCAUUAGGGACAGCUGUAAACGCCCUUCACGCCUUCCUUGUCCCAGCAGACCUCAAUAGGCUACAACCUAAUUGUGUCCACUGCUACUGUAAGAGUCACUGGACUGGAUCCUUCUAAAAGUCCACACAAACAGAGCACAUCGAAAUGUCUUGAUAACUUGCCAUAGCUUCAGCAAUUUUCUCAAGUAUUCCAGCCUGUUCCUCACGUGUUCCCGACUGUUUCUACACAACGUUACAACAGCAGCAGCUCCUUAGGGGCAAAGAAACAUUAGUUUCGUUUUUUCGAGAACGGUGCCUUUAAAAGGGAGGAGUCGCUACGCUCGUGCGUCACGCCGGAAGUAUGUCGUCACGCUUAAGCUUCUCGGAGGAGCUGUGUGAACAUUCGAAGGAAUCGUGAAGCAGGAAGAGUCGACCUGUCAACAACAAAUUACUGCGAUUUAUCCCCAGAAAACAAGUUAUCUUUCACAAAACACACUUUGCGACGACACAAUCUCGCCAACUCCCGCCAUGGCCGAGGAGAACAUCUUCCUAUUCGUUCCGAAUCUGAUCGGUUAUGCGCGUAUCGUCCUGGCCCUCAUCUCCUUCUACCUGAUGCCCUGUUGUCCUGUCCCGGCGGUGGUCACCUACCUGCUCAGCGCUCUACUGGACGCCUUCGAUGGACACGCAGCACGCACACUCAACCAAGGUACUAAGUUUGGGGCCAUGCUAGACAUGCUGACGGACCGCUGUGCCACCAUGUGUCUGCUGGUGAACCUGGCUCUGCUGUACCCCUCGUACACCUUCCUCUUCCAAAUCUCCAUGAGCCUCGACAUAGCCAGUCACUGGCUGCACCUGCACAGUUCCAUGAUGACGGGGGCAACGAGUCACAAGGCCAUCGACCUCUCUGGCAACCCCAUACUGCGCAUCUACUACACGUCACGGCCGGUGCUGUUUGUGAUGUGUUCGGGCAAUGAGCUGUUCUUCUGCCUGCUGUACAUUCUGCACUUCAUAGAGGAGCCACAAGGCUGGCUGCAGACGCUGCUGGGUGUGUGUGCGGUGAUCGCAUUCCUGAAGGCCGCCAUCAGUGUUCUGCACCUCAUCACCGCCUCUUGCAACAUGGCUGCCAUCGACGUCGCCGAGAGAGAGAAGGAACAAGAGAAGAAGCAGUGAAGAGGAGAGG
Molecule: messenger RNA, 1672 nt
Organism: Engraulis encrasicolus (European anchovy)
Lineage: Eukaryota; Metazoa; Chordata; Actinopteri; Clupeiformes; Engraulidae
Gene: cdipt
Product: CDP-diacylglycerol--inositol 3-phosphatidyltransferase (phosphatidylinositol synthase)
Exons: 6
Coding region: 1021-1662 (213 amino acids)
Biological process (GO): phosphatidylinositol biosynthetic process
Cellular component (GO): membrane; Golgi apparatus
Molecular function (GO): CDP-diacylglycerol-inositol 3-phosphatidyltransferase activity
Source: RefSeq, a predicted model, not a curated record